Molecule: messenger RNA, 1878 nt
Organism: Mercenaria mercenaria
Lineage: Eukaryota; Metazoa; Mollusca; Bivalvia; Venerida; Veneridae
Exons: 3
Coding region: 1-786 (261 amino acids)
Source: RefSeq, a predicted model, not a curated record
AUGUUUGUUUGUUUUAGUCAUUGCCUACGUACGUCAACACAGACAUCAAUAACAACAACAACAUCUGUUCUUGUAACGUAUAUUGUCAACUCCAAAUCAAAUUGGCAGACUCCAGUGAUCGUUGCUGUUGUGUGUAUUUGUACAAUCUGCAGAAUUGUCAGUCUUGUGGUCUGCAUACGGAAGCGAAAACGAAGGCAGACCGAGGACAAAAAGAAACAGAAGGACGAGCUGAAAGAUAAUUACAAACACGAUGCAGAUUUUGACGAAGAGACGUAUGCCUAUAUCAACCCGAUCGAUCUAAGCAACAAUGCACCUUUCGGGAAAACAGCGAAACAGACUAUUGGUAUUACCGACGAUUAUUUACAUUUAGACAUAUCGAAGAAAGAAAAGACCCAGUACGCAAAGUUAAACGCAGGAAAGAAUAAUAGCAGAAGGGAUGGACCAGUGCUACCCGAAAUACCUUAUGACAGUUAUCGAGAUCCUUAUGAGAAACUUCGUUCUACAAAUCAAAAGCAAGGGGUAUAUGAUAAAAUUCAUAACGAUUACCGACAUCGACACACUUAUAUCAAUGGAAAGCAGUCUGAUACAAGAUUUAGUAACGAGACGCAAAAGGAAAACGACUACUUUAAACUGGGUGGUAUUCAAGAGAAUUAUCUCAUACGUAUGGAAGGAAAUCACGAGGGGAACAAGGAACCUCCUAGAAACAUGUUUGUAGUAAGCAAGAUAGAAGAGGAUAUCCUAGAGGGAUAUGAAAGACCAGAUCCACAAUUAUACAAACAAUAUUAAUAGUGCCAAUGUUGGCUGACCUAAAUGCAUUGAUAAUUGAUUAUAGAGAGUGUGAAAUUGUAUAUAAAAAAUCUUCACAAGAAUUAAUUUUGAAAGACCAUUUCUAUGUUUGUGGAUCAGAUUUUGAACGUUUGAACCUUUUAUGAACGGCAAACAUAUUGUCUCCUCUACUCUUUCUUGUAUACAGAGAUGUCAUUCUGCUGGUUUAUGACACACCAUUUAGCCAUGCCUGUUUUUCUUUGGCGUUUCGUUUGGUUUAUGUAGUAUAUUUAUAUAAUUUGUUUUAUAUUAUAAUUUCGUUUCAGAUAAUCAUGGAAACAUAUUACAGUAUUUUAAUACGUCUGUUGCAUCGCAUGGUAUAGCACAACUUGCAGCACAUUGAAUCUUAAACACUAAUGGAAGUGCAGUUUCAAAAUAAGACAAAGUUGCAACAAACACAAAUCAUCUUAUCAAGUCAUACCAUAUAGCUCUCUAAAAACUAUAGGUAUAAGAUAUGCUACAUAUUUGCCGUGUAAGACAAGUAGCUGUCACUAUGUAUAGAGUAACAUUUACGAUACAAAAUGUCGUGAAUUCCAAACAAUUCAUAAGAUUUGAAUCAGCAGUUUUAUCUACUUUCUUUGACUGUGGAAGCAAAAGUUUGUGUUAGGCAUAUAUAUUGAUUGAAUGUCGUGUUUUGUUUUGGGGCUAUUAUAUGAACAGUUAAAACGUUACAGUCUGAUGAUGAAAAAUAAGCAAUCCCGUGAGCUUUAUAACUCUCCGUUACAGAUCCGUUUUCUUAGUGUAACGAUUUGACGCGACAGUUAUUCAAACUUUAUAUGAUACAAAGUUUAAGGGUUUUAAUUUUACCUAUAUAUCACAAGCGUCUAUAAAAGGAGAACACUAUACAAGUGUAAAUGUAUUUGCAAUUUAACGAAUGUCUUUAAUGAGAAUAACUAUGCCUGACACAUUUGAUGCAAUAGACGGAUAAAAUGUGUCUUCUUUUAUAUGAUAUGUUUUAUGUUAUCAGUUGUGAGAUACAUAACCCCUGUUUCAAAUCCUGCCUAUUCUGCAGUGUUACAUCUUUAUCAAAGAGAUAUCAUACCAUUCAUUACA